GCUGGGACUGUGUAGAGACAAGUGAAAGGAUGAUGGAGGCUGUGAAGGAGUAUCUGGAAAGAAUGUGGCGAGCGAGGUGUAGGGAUCAUUACCGAAGAGAAAUGCUACUUUUUUUCUGUUUUGUCUUUUUUGUCCUCUACAGGAGCAGUCGAUCCAAAGGCCUGGCUCUGGAGCGAUCCCGAGCCACCUGUAGCAUCAAAAUCAAGAUCAAGAUCGGAGGCGCCGCAGCAGAUGUUGGGCCAUGGGCCCAUGAUUGAGACUGGCCACGGGGCACAGACAUGUGGAAAUGUUGACACUGUUGAGUCUGACGUGGUGACUUGGUGAGACCGUUAAAGAUUUAGUAAAUAAACGCUCUGCUCUGGAAAUCAUUUACAAAAACAGAAAGUAAACAGCUGACAUAAAAGGGAGAAUGGAUGAUGGAGAGAAACGACUAGAGAAGAAGAAAGAGAGGUGUGUCAACACAUCAAUGGUACAUUUACAUGGUUUAUGGAAAAUCAACGUUGUGACUUCUGUAACCUGCAGCAGCAAGACCGCCAAGCAAGCAUGGAGGACACUGUAGUCCCAAAAGGAAGGAACAACCGCGAAAAGUGAAAGCUAGAAGUAAAGAAGAAAGAUAAUGGCUAUAAUGUGUGAUGCAAGUAAGGAAUGGUUCCAUGCAAGAUGCGGGAAAUGUAAGCUGAACCUGUAUUGGAUACUACAGGAAAAGGAGGACCAACUCUGGUUCUGCCCUACUUCCAAACCUAACAUGGUGACGACUGUGCAGAAAUGAAGAGGUUGAGUGGAGAAAAUACAGCGAUGAAGAAACAAAUGUAGGAGCUAAGAGAGAAAUAUGAAAAGUUGAUAGAAAGCAUAAACCAAGCAAAAGAUUGAAGGAAGGUAAAAGAGGAAGGCAUAGUUGAAAGGGCAGCAUGUGAGGCGGUAUUACGGAUGGAAAAAUUGCUGGAGAAGACUGGGAGAAAAAAGAUGGGAAGAAGAGGAAGAAUCUAAUCAUCUUCAGUAUGCCAGAAUCGACAAAACAAAUAGACAAAGACAGGAAGAUUGAAGAUGCCAAUAGAUGUGACAAGGUGUUUUGGGGAUAUUUUGAAGGUAGAAGAAUGCAAGAUUGAGAAAGUACUUAGAUCAGGAAAGAAACAUGGAGGGAAGGUAAAGCCAGCCUUAGUGAAGUCAGAAGAAAAGUCAAAGUGGCACAUAAUUUCAAGAGCAAGGUACCUGAAACAAGAAAAGGAUGAAAUAAAUAGAAGGCUCAUCAUUGCACUAGACUUACUCAACAACAAAGAGAAGAACAUUUCAAAUUACGACAGGAGGGAAAGAGAGAGAGGCACCAUAAGAGGAGGAACAAUAGAAACAGAUGUUGACGAGGAAGCAACAAUGAAAAGGAAAGUCAAACAAAUGGAAAUGGAAAAAGAAAGAGUGUGGAAUAUAAGUUAUGAAUAUACAGGGCCUAACACAAACAAAAAUGAUAGAUAUUGAAAGAUUAACAAGUGAAAAUCAUGUGAUGUGUUUGAUGGAAAUUCAUGAGAAGGUGAGAAAGGUAAAGAUUAGUGAUGAGAGAAAUACAAGACAAAAAAAGGCAGAGGAGUGAUGCAUCUGUAUAAGUAGAGUGACUCACUGGAAUUAAGGAAGCAAGAAAGCACAAUGACAUCUCUUAUAUGUCAAAGGAUCUGUUUGGGAUUAGUAUUAGCAUAGAAGUGCUUUAUUUUGUAACAAAUGAUGAAGAAAGGAAUAGAAAAAUGAGAAAAGAAAUAAAAAAUGCAAUAGAGAAAACUUAAUCUUGGGAGACUUUAACUGUCAUACUGGUUUCUAAGAUGCACAAGAAUUAGAUGAUAACAGAAAAAUUAUUCUAGAAUGGUUGGAAAGGUACAAUAUGAUAAUGUGUAAUGAUGACUUUGAGUGCAAAGGUGAAGUAACGGGGAGGGGAGACAGACAGGAAAGUGUGAUUGAUUAUGUCCAUAUGACACAACAGUUUUAUAGAAUGGAAAUUGAUGAAAAACAAGCAAAGUUUUAUUUAUCUGGUCAUAAUUUGAUCUCAGUAACAUUAAAUGGAAAAGAUAAAUGAGCAAGUGUGGCAGAAACUAGAAGAUGGGAGAAAUAUGAAUAUUUCAAAAAAGAUAAAGCCUCACUAAUGGAGUACAGACAAGAAGUUGAAAGGAUUUUGGAAGACAAAGUUACCAUAAGUAUUGAAAACUUAAAUAAAAUACUUUGGGAAGUAAUGACAGAAAGACUCAAGAGGAAAUGUAGAUGGCAAAUAAAUGGUUGUGGACAAAAACAAACCCAAGAGCAGUCAUAGAUAAAGGACAAAAUCAAACAGAGCAUAAAGAGAAGGAAAGAAUAUAACAAAGCCGAGAGAAAUGCAAGAAUACCACAGGAAGAGAUAUACCUUAAAGAAAAAUAUUUGGAAGCAAAAACAAAAACAGAAAGAAGUGAAAGCAGCAGUGUAUGAAUAUGAAGAAAAACAUUUAAAGAAAUAAAAGAAAACAUAGCUUGUCAAAAGUAGGAGAUGUAAGAAUUAAUGAAGUACAAUGAUCAGAGAUACGAGAAAAGAAGAUGCAAUUAAGGACUAUUGGAAAAACAUCUAUAAAAUGAACAAAAAUAAUGUAAAGGAGGUGUGGAAUGCUGAGACAAAAAGAGCCUACCAUAAACAAAAGAACAGAACAUGUUGCCAGAACAUAAUGUAAAAUUACAAACAGGAAACGAGGAAGAGAAAGACAUGGUUGUUUGGAAUGAAGGAACACCGGAACAUCUGGAUUUAGUGUACACAUUGAAAAGAGUGAUGAAAGAAAAGGAGAACCCAAUAGUUGAAGAGGAGGAAGUAAAAAAAAAAAGUAUUAAGAGUUUAAGAGGUAAAAAAGCAGCAGGACUGGGCAAAAUGAAGGCAGAAUUUUAUAAAGCCCUACAAUCAAUUAUCACAAUUAUCACUUUGCUAACAGGAAGUUUUAAGGAAAUAUUGGAAUAUGGAAAAGUUUCUGAGUCAUGGAAAGAAUCCAGAACAACUAAUAAUACCACAAAAACAUAAAAUCAAAGGAUAUGAAGAAAUAAGGAAAAAGACUAAUUUUGCAGACUAUAUAUAGAAGAAGAAAAUAUAAGACAAUUACUUUUUAAUAAUCAAAAUAUACAAGAGAAGAAAGAAACAGUGAAUGAAAUGUGGAGGAAGAGAGAAAGUCAGUGGAAGAACUUGCUGGACUGAGCAGAAUAAAAAGAAAAGAAAUGACAUCAGGGAAGCGUUGAUACAAAGGCCAAGCUUCUCAACCUACACCUGACCUGAUGGCUGAUCCACUCACCAAUUAUCCUUUGUUACAGCAAAUUUUACCAGAAGCUUAUGAGUAUCGAAUAUGCAACUUCAACGUGUUUGGCAAGGAAGAAAGUCUUCUCUUGCACAACAAGUAUGAGGUGCCCUUCACCAAGUUUGAGGCAACCAUACGCCUCAAGAUCAAGACCAAGGCUGAAGCAAAGCUCUGGAUAAAAAAUCUGGAGAGAGCAUCAGCUGUCACUUGGAGAGUCGAUAAGACUUACCCGAUAUGUGGGGGGAAAAAGACACAGAACAUUUAUCGGAUUGACAUGAGGUGUCAGCACAGAACAUACUCCAGGUCACCAUCAGCCAAUAAGAAGGCAUCAUCAAAAAACACUUGGUGCCCUGCCAAGAUGUUCCUGGUGGUGAAGCGCACACACAUGGCCAGUGGAAAGGUGUCCCAGUCAACAGAUCAGUAUCUGCAAGAAUUUCCAACCCGAGUGUAUCUUGACUUUCGGCACAACCAUCACUUGCUUUCCCCUGAAUCUCUAAGAAAGAGGGAUGUAUCAGAUGAAACCGUGCAAAAGCUGACAGCACUGUACAAGGCCGGGCACACACCACUGACAGCUCUGGAGGUCAUCAAGCGCGAUCUCCAGGCUGACUAUGGGGACCAAUAUAUCUUUGUAUCUUCAGAUCGAUCCAAGUGUCCUGACAAACAGUUUUGUUAUCGGUUGUACUACAAGCUUUUCUACCCAAAGCCUCCCAAGCCUCCAGGGAAGAAAAUGUUGCUGGACCUUCAGAACCACCUCAAGCCUUUUUGUGAGAAGUAUGCCUCUCACUGUGCCAGUAUAGAAAAAACAGAAGAUGAAAAUGUGAUAAUUGCCAUAUGUACACCAAGCUCAAAGAAACAACAGAAUAUAAUGAACAGUGAAGAAAACUUUAGAAACAAUGAUAAUACUUUGUCAGUGCCUCAGUCAAUCCAGGCAUUAGAUAUGGAAAGUUACACUAAUCAGUUGCAACUCAUAGAAGACUUUGAGCCUGAGAGUGAGAUAUGUAAUCAGGCUGUCAGACAUUGCCAGGAGAGUCUCAAGGCUGUGUUUGAUGACUUAGUGGCAAAGGUGGAGUGCAAUCCUGAUAACUUUCUAAAACCCAUCAACAAGUUUGUACAAAGCUAUCAAAAUGCAAAAAAAGAUGAAUUAUUGAAUGCUCUAGAAACUUUUGGCCAGUGUUCAGGGAUAGCUAUGGCAGUGUCAAGAACACUCAGAAAGCAGGAGAGUGGAGGGGAAGGUGGUGAUGCUAAGGAAGAGUCCACCACCAUCAUUUAUCCCAAGAAGAGAAAAGGAAACAGAGAGAAAGUGAUUCGUGCACGACAUCUCCUGCAGACACCGGCCCAGGAGACAAACAGUGACUUUGAUGUUGAUCUGUCAGCCCUGCAGACUGUGACUGAGGAUGUGGUAUCUCAUGAGCUUUCCGACAAUGAGAUGUCAGCUGUGCAUGACAUCACUGAUCACAGUAUGCAAGUGAUGCAUAAUGUUCCCAGUCACUCACCCUCCCACCCAGCCAUUCACCUCCAUCCUGCACAUUUCACCAUAUGUGCUGAACAACAAAGAAGAGCAUAGCCUGUAAGGAAGUCAGUCUACUUGAGAUGAUAUCACAUGUUAAGAAAUCCUAAAACAUUUAUGAGUUUUGCUGGAAAGUUAAUCUCUGACACAGCAAACAUAAGGCAAUGGCAACAAGAUUUGGUUAGCUUAGUCUCAUGUUUGGAAUGGCAUUGAGUUGUUUUGCUACUCAAGUACUGUCUUCUUGCUACCACUUAUAGGAAAGGGAAGCAUAAAACUUUUGAGCCUGCAGUAAGAGGAAAGAAGUAAGUAUGAAAAGCUAAUUCUGAUUCUAUAGUUCAUUUAGGUCAUACUGUUUCUGAAAUGUGAGGUAGCUCAUACUUGCUUUGUUCAGUCCCUAGGAAACGUAAGCAAGAGGAAUUAUUUAGUUAUAAAUCGUAAAAAGAGAAGAUCUGAAAAUGUAUUCAGAUGAAGAGGAAUGUUUUGUGAAGGUGUUUAAGCUAUGUGAGUAGGGGAAGUUGUAAAAAAAAAAAAAAGAAUCAAUAUUUUCUUGUGCAAUAUUAUAUUCUAAUGGCAAACACAAAGGUUAGAAUUUUCAUUAUUAUUGGAUUCUUUGCUGCCAAUUAGUACUCUACAUAUUAUGAAGAUAUUGUAAUCUCUUCCACUACCUGUGACUAGAGAGAAAGCAUUUGUUCUUCUCCAUACACACCACUGUAGCUUCUAUCUUGUAUUACCUUGCAUCCCUCACAAUCAUCUUGAGUAUUUCAACUCUGUCAUACUACUUCAUGCUCAUUCCAUAUCUCUUCGUGUCUGUCAUUUCACUUCUUACCAUUUUCCCUUGAGGUGCAACAUUUGGCUACCUGCACACCUCAAUUCAUCCUGGACCCAUACAUCAGACCCUCCCCUGCUCGUAGCUAAAUUAGUACAAGCAUCUUUCUGAUAACUCAUCUUCAUCAAAUGACAUUGUGACUAAAUGAAAUAUUUUCUGAUCUGUAGAUGAUGAGUCUUGAUAUUUUGCCAUGGUAUUACUCAUGUAAAGUACACACUAUUAUGAGA
Portunus trituberculatus (swimming crab) is the source of this 5841-nucleotide messenger RNA. RefSeq lists its product as uncharacterized. Bases 3262 to 4845 code for a protein of 527 amino acids. The record is from RefSeq and is a predicted model, not a curated record. The transcript is spliced from 6 exons. NCBI's taxonomy places the organism in Eukaryota, Metazoa, Arthropoda, Malacostraca, Decapoda, Portunidae.